GCUCCUCCACUUCUGCAUCUGAGAGGAGGAGAGACGAGCUCCAACUUCCUGUGUGUGUGUGUGUGUGUGUGUGUGCGCGAGAGAGAGAGAUCCUCCGCUACAAGCCGAGUUCAGCCUGGCUGCCUCUCCGGGAGGCUUGUGUGGCUUCUGCAGAACCGGGUUGAGGAGGGGAGCCUUCUGUGGAUGGUGUAUGGCCUCGGAGAGACGCCUGGGAGCCCCGUGCACCACUAGCAGCAGCAGCGGCCAUACAUGUGGAUUGUUUUGGGUCAAACCGUUCCUGCUUCACCCCUCCACCUCCUCCUCCUUCUCCGAGCGGCCGCUUCGGCUCGGCAGCGUUCGCCGCAGAUAGCGUGAGGGGAGCCGGCCUUCGUCUACCACAUCACCCGCUACGAGAAGAAGCCGCUACGAGCUGCACCGUGCAUGGUGCUGCGGGGUCGGAGGGAGUGGAUGAACCAGCCGGAGCUGACCCAGAGAUGGCUGUCCUCAAACUGGCCGACCAGCCUCCUCUCAUCCAGGCGAUCUUCAGCGGAGACCCUGAAGAGAUCCGAAUGCUCAUAUACAAGUCCGAAGACAUCAAUGCUCUGGAUGCAGAGAAGCGCACCCCGCUGCAUGCAGCCGCCUUCCUGGGCGACGCCGAGAUCACAGAGCUCCUCAUCCUCUCUGGGGCUCGGGUCAACGCCAAAGAUAACAUGUGGCUCACCCCCCUCCAUCGCGCCGUGGCUUCUCGGAGCGAGGUGACUGCACGCACACACACACACACUCCUACUGAGUCCCAGUCCUUUCCUCUUCCCAAAACAACAACAAGAGAGAGAUCCUCGCUGUGCCACAGGUGUCGAGGAGCUGAGCCGCACCCCGUGGAGUCGGUGCGAGUUUUGAUCCGCCACUCGGCGGACGUGAACGCGCGGGACAAGAACUGGCAGACGCCGCUGCACGUCGCCGCGGCCAACAACGCGCUGCGCUGCGCCGAGGUCAUCAUCCCGCUGCUGAGUAGCGUCAACGUGUCGGACCGCGGCGGACGCACCGCGCUGCACCACGCCGCCCUCAACGGCCACACCGAGAUGGUAAACCUCCUCCUGGCUAAAGGGGCCAACAUCAACGCCUUCGAUAAGAAAGAUGGCCGCGCGCUGCACUGGGCAGCUUUCAUGGGUCAUUUGGAUGUGGCGUGUCUGCUGGUGAGUCAGGGAGCCGAGAUCAGCUGUAAGGACAAACGGGGAUACACUCCCCUCCACGCGGCGGCCUCCAGCGGGAAGAUCGCUGUGGUCAAACACCUGCUGAACCUGACGGUGGAGAUAGAUGAGAGCAAUGCAUUUGGGAACACGGCCCUCCACGUGGCCUGUUUUAACGGUCAGGACGCCGUCGUCAGCGAGCUGAUCGAUUACGGCGCCAACGUCAGCCAGGCCAACAACAAGGGCUUCACCCCGCUGCACUUUGCCGCCGCCUCCACACACGGAGCGCUCUGUCUGGAGUUCCUGGUCAACAACGGGGCGGAUGUCAACGUGCAGAGUCGUGACGGGAAGAGUCCUCUUCACAUGACGGCAGUUCACGGACGCUUCACUCGCUCCCAGACGCUCAUCCAGAAUGGCGGGGAGAUCGACAGCGUGGACAAGGACGGCAACACCCCUCUCCACAUCGCUGCCCGCUACGGUCAUGAACUCCUCAUCAACACGCUCAUCACAAGCGGAGCAGACUGCACGAGGCGAGGAGUCUACGACAUGUUCCCUCUCCACCUGGCUGCCUUGAACGCUCACUCUGACUGCUGCAGGAAGCUGCUGUCCUCAGGCUUCCAGAUAGACACUCCUGACAGCAUGGGGAGGACCUGCCUGCACGCCGCUGCUGCCGGAGGUAAUGUGGAGUGUGUUAAGCUGCUCCUGAGCAGCGGUGGAGACCACAACAGGAGGGAUAAGUGCGGCAGAACCCCCCUGCACUACGCGGCCGCCAGCCGUCACUAUCCGUGUCUGGAGACUCUGGUUGCUUGUGGCACCGCCGUCAACGCCACGGACCAGUGGGGGCGCUCCGCCCUGCACUACGCCGCUGCCUCGGACCUGGACCGGAGGCGUCGUGUGGCUCUGGAGCCGGAGAGUGAAGGCGUUCAGGCGGAGAGGGAGAAAGAAGCAGCGCUAUGUUUGGAGUUCCUGCUUCAGAGCGGAGCCACAGCCUCUCUGAAGGACAAACAGGGCUACAGUCCCGUCCACUAUGCUGCAGCGUACGGACACAGGCACUGUCUGGAGCUGCUGCUGGACAGAGACGACAGUCACCAAGACGACCCUGAAUCUCCGAACGCUCGGAGCCCGCUGCACCUCGCCGCGUACCACGGCCACGCUCAGGCCCUGGAGGUGCUGCUGCAGGGGGAGCGGGAGGUGGACCAGGGGGACGAGGCGGGGAGGACCCCUCUGGCCCUGGCCGCCCUCCGGGGCCACGCCGAGUGCGUUCACACCCUCCUCGGCCAGGGGGCAUCGCCACGCUCCACCGACACCCAUUACGGACGCAACCCAGUCCACCUGGCAGUGAUGAACGGUCAUACGACGUGUGUGCGCCUCCUGCUGGAUGAAUCGGACGGUGCAGACCUGGUGGAUGCUGCCGACUCUCAGGGACAGACUCCUCUGAUGCUGGCGGUGGCAGGCGGUCAUGUGGACGCCGUGUCCCUGCUGCUGGAGCGAGAAGCCAACGUGAACCUGGCGAGUAACAACGGCCUCACGGCACUGCACCUCGGGCUGCUGUGUGGUCAGGAGGAGUGCAUCCAGUGUCUGUUGGAGCAGGAGGCCUCGAUUUUGCUCGGCGACUCUCGAGGUCGAACCGCCAUCCACCUGGCCGCCGCCCGAGGUCACGCCUCGUGGCUGUGCGAGCUGCUGAGCAUCGCCUGCUCCGAGCCGCCGUCCCUCCCCCCGCUGAGAGACCACAGCGGGUACACGCCGCUGCACUGGGCCUGCUACUACGGUCAUGAGGGGUGUGUGGAGGUGCUGCUGGAGCAGAAGGGUUGUCGCUGUAUUGAUGGGAACCCGUUCACUCCUCUGCACUGUGCUGUGGUGAACGAUCACGAGCCUUGUGCGUCGCUGCUGCUGGAGGCCAUGGGGUCGGACAUCGCUGGCUGCAAAGACGCUAAGGACAGGACUCCUCUUCACGCCGCAGCGUUCUCGGGUCACGUUGACUGCGUCCAGCUGCUCCUGUCCCACGAUGCACCUGUGGACUCUGCGGACCAAUCGGGUCGCAAUGCACUGAUGAUGGCGGCUGAGAAGGGCAGAGCCGGAGCUCUCGAGGUGCUGUUGACCAGCACCAGCUCCAACCUCAGUCUGACGGACAAAGACGGCAACACCUCCCUGCAUCUAGCUUGCAGUAACGGAAAGGAAGACUGUGUGAUGUUGAUCCUGGAGAAGCUGUCUGACACGGCGCUUAUAAAUGCCACAAAUGCAGCGCUGCAAACUCCUCUCCACCUGGCGGCUCGUAGCGGUCUGAAGAAGGCGGUCCAGGAGCUACUGUCCCGAGGAGCCAACGUUCAGACGGUGGAUGAGAACGGUCUGACGCCUGCUCUGGCUUGCGCUCCUAGCAGAGAGGUGGCUGACUGUCUGGCUCUCAUUCUGGCUACCAUGAUGCCUUUCUGCUCCCCUUGCAGCUCCGGGGCUCCCUCACCAGGCUCCCUGCUGAGGCAGCUGCCCCACCAGGGGGGUAAAGUCCCGGGCACCGGCCCUCGGGGGCCACGCAGCCCCAGGAACCCCUCCGGACCCUCGAGCGAGGGAACCACCGAGAACGACUCGGAGGACUCUGAAACCUUCUGACCCCUCCGAACCGACUCCCUACCCUCCUACCUGGAGCUGUGCACCUGCACAUGUUACCUUUCCUCCCCUGCAGGACCGAUGCAGUGUUUUAGACUGUAAAGUGCACUCUUGAGGGAGACGGGUAGAGACUUGGUUGUGACACAGCUCAGAUGUUUUGCAGUGUCUGUAUCUUGUACAGAAUCGCCCUCCAGUGUGACACCAGGCUGGAAGCCCUACAGCGCUUUUUCUUAGUGCCCACAUUUCCAAAAACAAUGAGCGGAGCAGCCGCACUGUCCCGGACUGACUACUGCAGCUGAGUGAGUUGCUCCACGAAGAAGAAGAAACCGAUCUGGACCAGUUCUGGUACGGGUCUGCAUGCUUGUGUUAACUCACACCACGGUUUGUUCUUUCUACUCAUGGGUGCUUAAAUCCAAACGGACCUCGGUACUUUAGUCUCUGCAUGGCAAAGCAACUCGCCUCUGAGACUUGUCUUAAAAAAAGAAGCCAUUUUUAACUUUGUACAAAAUGUAAUGGGCCAUUAAGACAGCUAAGUGUCAUUCUAACCUUUUUUUAUGAUCUUAGGCUUGUUGUUGUACCAAAUAUUUGACUUCCACACAGAAAUAAUGAUGAACAGGUACAUAGAGCUUGCUUAUUUUAAAACAACUGAAGCACAAAUUUGGAUGUUGCUUUUAGGUUUUGAUGAACUGUUGCUGGAAUGUGAAUAAGAUGUUUAGUAGUUUUAAAUAUUCAUCACAAUAAUUAGAAUACGACACACUGGGUACAUCUCGAUUCCCUCAGUUGCAUCCACAUUUCUCUCAUUUGCACGAGGAGAGAUUCAGGAAAAGAUGCGAGACAUUUCUACUAGCAGCAUUUUGUUGCUAUUGUGUCUGUAAAUUCAUUCUUAAAGAAGUUGAGUUACAAUCAGAAUCUUAUAUUUCAAAAUCUCCACUUUUCCUAAAACAUUUAGGCUACUUAAUCAUUCCAACGAGCUAUAUCUCAAAUUGAAAUAUAGUUGUAAAAGGCUAACAGUUAGCUCAAGGACAGAGGAGCGAGGAACCAUCGAAUAAGGGAAUAGGGAUGUACCCACUGAUUGAACACAGGGUUUGUGCAGAAGGCUGAGAUGUAUGCAUUGUAUCCUGUGACCUUGAGCGGCCUCCUGCACCGUUUUGACGUCACGUCCCCCCCCCCCACUUCCCAAUUCCCACCUGGGCAGCUCAGCCCAGACUCUCCACAAAGACCAAAUUUCUCCAGCUCUGUUAGGUCUCCCCCACUUUGUUGUGGUAUUUAUUAUCUAUUACAUAAUGGUACAAAUACUGCCAGCACUUAAAAUGUAAAAUAACACAGGGUCUUGACCACUCCCCCCCCCCGUUUGUCUCCCUACCAGCUAUGUGCCAUUGUCUCAAACGUGUCCAGUGCCUUGAUGUUGAUUCAACUUCUUUCAUAACGAGUCUUUAGUUUGUGGAUUCUAAUACUCUUAAAGAAUCAGCUCACCUAAAUAACUGAACCCUGGUGGUGUUGAGCCGUGCGGGUUUGUCCGGGUUUUCAGAUAUUUGCCCUCAAUUGACAAACAGUCGAGAGGCAGAAAGCAGGAAACGAAGGGAAAGAGAGAGGAGAGGAUGACAUGCAACACGGGUACAUUGUGGGUUAUAGAGUUACAUGUCAGACUCCUUCAAAGCUAAAGUACAUUUGCAUAAAAGAUUUCCCAGAUUCAGUGAUGAAAAGCUCCAGAAGAGCGACUAAAUGAACCGCUAUAAAGAACUCGAACGUGGACAGAAAGUCCUUUUAAGUGCAAGAAAAUUUAAACAUCCUCAAAUGGGAUAACUUCCCUCUGCUGAAGAAGUUCAUGUGAUGUGAUUGAAAACUGUUUCGUCGCAGUUAUUUUGAAAAAUCGCCGGAGCUCACUGUGCACGCGUUACUUUUUAAAGAAUUUGUUGUACUCCAGCUGAAAGUAUUAGUCGAUUUGUCAAUCAACAGAAAAUAAAUCGGCAACUGUUUUUAAAAAAUAUAUUAAUAUUGAAAGUAAUAUUUUUAUGCAAAAA
Molecule: messenger RNA, 5788 nt
Organism: Anarrhichthys ocellatus (wolf-eel)
Lineage: Eukaryota; Metazoa; Chordata; Actinopteri; Perciformes; Anarhichadidae
Gene: ankrd44
Product: ankyrin repeat domain 44
Exons: 28
Coding region: 474-3770 (1098 amino acids)
Molecular function (GO): protein binding
Source: RefSeq, a predicted model, not a curated record